CACACAACCACCCACAACAUGGCCGACGAAUCCCCCAAAGAAGUCGCGGAGGCCUCAACUUCGAAUCCUCCCUCAGACACCGAAUCCCCCUCCUCAGAUCCUACCCCCUCAACCAGCACCCCCCAACCCAGCGAAGCGCAAACCCGCCUCGACCGCUUCAAAGCCCUGCAAGCGCGCCAAAAAGCCUCCCGCAGCGCCAACCUCAAAGAAACCAAAACCGAGCAAACACGGCAGGCCACCGACCCCGCCCUCCUCACCCAACUCGAGCGCCGCCGCGCCACCGCAUCGCACAAGCUCCUGAAAGCCGAAACCGCCGACUUCGAGCGCAAGCGCGCCUGGGACUGGACCGCCGAGGAAGCCGCCGCCUGGGACCGCCGCCUGGAGAAGAAAGCGAGGCACAGGGACGAUGUUGGGUUUGCGGACUACACGCAGCAGGCGCGGAAGGUGUACAAGCGGCAACUGAGAGACGUGCCGCCGGACGUGGCGGCGUACGAGAAGCAGAAGAAGGAGGCGAUCGAGCGGGCGGCGGCGAGUGGGGGGCUGGAGAUCGUAGAGACGGAGGAUGGGGAGCUGAUUGCUGUGGACCGGGAUGGGUCGUUCUACAGCACGGCGGAGAGCACCGAGUUUGUGAAUAGUAAGCCCGAGAAGGCGGCGGUGGAUCGGCUGGUGGAUGAUAUCAGGAAGGCGGAGGCGGCGCGGAUGAAGAAGAGGAGGGAGAGGGGCUUGGAGGAUGAUACGGGUGGGGAUGUCACGUAUAUCAACCAGAAGAACAAGCAGUUCAACGACAAGUUAGCGCGGUUCUACAACAAGUAUACCUCGGAUAUUCGGGAGAGCUUCGAACGGGGGACGGCUAUCUGAUGCUUUGCAGUUUGCGGAUCACUGGUGCAUUGGGAGGCGUUAGGGGUUAAGCGAGUCAUAGCUCAUUAGGAUGCUCUCCAGUAGCAAAAGGAUCAUGAAAUCAUUCAAUAACAAAGGCUUUUGAUGGUAUCUACAAGU
Molecule: messenger RNA, 996 nt
Organism: Mytilinidion resinicola
Lineage: Eukaryota; Fungi; Ascomycota; Dothideomycetes; Mytilinidiales; Mytilinidiaceae
Product: SYF2-domain-containing protein
Exons: 2
Coding region: 19-858 (279 amino acids)
Cellular component (GO): post-mRNA release spliceosomal complex; catalytic step 2 spliceosome; Prp19 complex
Source: RefSeq, a predicted model, not a curated record